CUUGAUAUUUCCGACAGCUCUUGAAGGCAGCAGUAGUUUCAUUGUGGCCCUGCAGAGCUGAACGCCAUCACAGACAGCGGCCACGACGAGCAGCGGGGCAGGGCGACCGUAGGGCCACCACAGCGGCUCCACAGGCUUCAUUACCGACACAUCCCUCCGUCAUAACGGUUAUGGAUUACACAGCUGUGGAUAAUUAGAAGCGUUGGAAACUGGGCCUCGGUUUUGGCGGCGCGCAAAGCAAUGUGGAGGAAAUAAAAAUCCUGAUACGCUGAAAACAAGAGAUUAUAGAUAAUGGGCUGUGUGCAAUGCAAGGAUAAGGAAGCAACCAAACUCACAGACGACCGAGACACCAGCAUCUCCCAGGGAGCCGCCUACCGAUAUGGGGCCGACCCCACGCCACAGCACUACCCCAGCUUCGGGGUCACCGCCAUCCCCAACUACAACAACUUCCACGCUCCCGUUGGACAGGGGAUGACCGUCUUCGGGGGGGUCAGCACUUCCUCUCAUACUGGAACCCUAAGGACUCGUGGUGGGACAGGAGUCACCCUCUUUGUGGCACUUUAUGACUACGAGGCGCGAACAGAAGACGACCUCAGCUUCAGGAAAGGAGAACGGUUCCAGAUUAUCAACAGCACUGAAGGGGACUGGUGGGACGCUCGCUCACUCACCACCGGUGGCAGCGGCUACAUUCCCAGUAAUUACGUGGCUCCAGUUGACUCCAUCCAGGCUGAGGACUGGUACUUUGGUAAACUGGGCCGUAAGGAUGCAGAGAGGCAGCUGCUGUCUACCGGCAACCCUCGAGGAACCUAUCUCAUCCGGGAGAGUGAAACCACAAAGGGGGCCUUCUCCUUGUCCAUACGGGACUGGGACGAGGUGAAAGGUGACCAUGUCAAGCAUUAUAAGAUCCGCAAGCUGGACAGUGGCGGCUACUACAUCACCACCAGGGCUCAGUUUGACACGCUGCAGCAGCUGGUUCAGCACUACUCAGACCGAGCCGCCGGGCUCUGCUGUCGCUUGGUGGUUCCCUGCCACAAAGGGAUGCCACGCCUCGCCGACCUGUCCGUUAAAACCAAAGAUGUGUGGGAGAUCCCGCGGGAGUCGCUGCAGCUCAUCAAGCGUCUUGGGAACGGACAGUUUGGGGAGGUCUGGAUGGAGAGUGCGGAUGGUUUGUGCUUUAAUUUAACGGCCGAGUGUGUGAACUACAUCCCUGACACUAUGGGCUUGAGUCAUGAUGCCUGGGAGGUCGGCAGAGACACACUUAAGUUGGAAGUAAAGCUGGGGACAGGAUGUUUUGCUGAUGUCUUUUACGGAACGUGGAACGGCACCACUAAGGUGGCUGUGAAGACUCUGAAGCCUGGCACCAUGUCCCCCGAGUCCUUCCUGGAGGAGGCUCAGAUCAUGAAGAAACUCCGCCACGACAAGCUGGUGCAGCUCUACGCCGUGGUGUCUGAGGAGCCCAUUUACAUCGUCACAGAGUACAUGGGCAAAGGAAGCCUGCUGGACUUCUUGAAGGAUGGAGAAGGACGAGGGUUGAAGUUGCCUAACCUCGUGGACAUGGCAGCACAGGUGGCAGCGGGCAUGGCCUACAUCGAAAGGAUGAACUACAUCCACAGAGACCUGCGCUCCGCCAACAUCCUGGUGGGAGACAACCUGGUGUGUAAGAUCGCUGACUUCGGCCUGGCCAGGCUCAUCGAAGACAACGAGUACACCGCUCGCCAAGGUGCAAAGUUCCCCAUCAAGUGGACCGCCCCCGAGGCUGCACUGUACGGGAAGUUCACCAUCAAGUCGGACGUGUGGUCGUUUGGCAUCCUGCUGACGGAGCUGGUCACCAAGGGCCGGGUGCCUUACCCAGGCAUGAACAACCGCGAGGUGCUGGAGCAGGUGGAGCGAGGCUACAGGAUGCCGUGCCCCCAGGACUGCCCCAUCUCAAUGCACGAGCUCAUGCUGCAGUGCUGGAAGAAGGACGCCGAGGAGCGGCCCACCUUCGAGUACCUGCAAGCCUUCUUGGAGGACUAUUUCACAGCCACCGAGCCUCAGUACCAGCCCGGGGACAACCUCUAGACCCCCUGUCUCGCUCGGGGGUCGGCCCGGGGCUGGGGCAGGACUGGCCCAGUCACCGCUGUUACAAAAACUCUGGAGCCUUCCCAGCCAGGCCUUUUUAUUUUCGGGAUCUGUACAGCUUCCUCCGCUCAGCCCGAGCACUUCCAGUUCAAGCACCGACCCCUAAAACCCCACCCCCGGUCUCCGACACGCCCGCCGGGGUCUGCCGAGUACGGAAGGUUGAGGAGGUGGAGGAUGGACGGAGUUAACUGGGGUUGUGUUAAUGCAAUGUAUUCAGUGUAAAUAAGAAAGGCUUGUUUUAGUUUUAUUUGUUAGCUUUAAGAUUUUAUUUUCUCCUGCACAAAAUAAUGACAAACAUGACGGAGGCAAAAGAGGAGAAGCUGAGCAGGCAC
This is a messenger RNA of Etheostoma spectabile (orangethroat darter), 2453 nucleotides long. RefSeq names its product FYN proto-oncogene, Src family tyrosine kinase b (gene fynb). NCBI's taxonomy places the organism in Eukaryota, Metazoa, Chordata, Actinopteri, Perciformes, Percidae. The record is from RefSeq and is a predicted model, not a curated record. Bases 292 to 2061 code for a protein of 589 amino acids. Gene Ontology annotation, biological process: protein phosphorylation. Gene Ontology annotation, molecular function: protein binding; ATP binding; protein tyrosine kinase activity. The transcript has 14 exons.